This is a messenger RNA of Eimeria necatrix, 795 nucleotides long. RefSeq names its product mitochondrial 39S ribosomal protein L47 domain-containing protein, putative. The transcript has 5 exons. NCBI's taxonomy places the organism in Eukaryota, Apicomplexa, Conoidasida, Eucoccidiorida, Eimeriidae. Bases 1 to 795 code for a protein of 264 amino acids. Gene Ontology annotation, cellular component: mitochondrial large ribosomal subunit; mitochondrial ribosome. Gene Ontology annotation, molecular function: structural constituent of ribosome. The record is from RefSeq and is a predicted model, not a curated record. Gene Ontology annotation, biological process: mitochondrial translation.
AUGCGAGCAGCAGCUUCCGAGCUGCAGCUACACUGGCUGCUGCAUGCGCGGGGCUAUCUGGACCCCUCGCUGCCUGCUGCUGCUAAGCAUGCAUUGGCUGUAACUGGAGACGCCUGGCCUGCGCGUUUGCUGCGCAACAAAUCCUUCGAAGACCUGCACAAGCUGUGGUUUGUUUUGUUAAAAGAAAAGAAUCUGCUGCUGGGCGAGCGCUGGGCUGCUUGGCAAACAAAAACGCAAAUGAAACAUCCAGAGAGACUCAAGAAGCAGGUGAAGCUGAGCAUGAAGCGAAUUUUGACAGUUUUGUCUCGCCGGGCCAUUCAUGAACAAUGUCUGUUUGCAAAGCGGCUGCUGCAGCAGCAGCAAAAGAGAGAAGCUUUGGAGCUGCAGCGGCAUGCACUUGAGGAGUUGCUGCUGCAGCUGCAGCAGCGCGUGCGCCUGCAGCAGCAGCAGCAGCAGCAGCACGGCCGCAGCAGCAGCAGCCUCGCCUGCCUCGCCUGGCAGCAGCAGCUGGAAGCAGCAAGAGCGCAGCACGAGGAAAUCCUCAUUCAACUCAAGCCUCUGCGAGAAGAUUGCUGCUGCAGCAGUACAGGAAGUUCAAUGGUUUCUUUUGCUGCAGCAGCGAAAGAAACUUUUCAAGUUCUAAUUGCUGCCGCUGCAGCAGCAAAAGAUACUGUUCAAGUUUUAACUGCCGCUGCAGCAGCAAAGGAAACUGUUCAAAUUUUGAUUGCUGCUGCAGCGGUGCUGCUGCAGCAGCAAGUUUUAAACGCCGCUGCAGCAACAAAAGAGACUAUUUAG